Molecule: messenger RNA, 4035 nt
Organism: Phyllostomus hastatus (greater spear-nosed bat)
Lineage: Eukaryota; Metazoa; Chordata; Mammalia; Chiroptera; Phyllostomidae
Gene: AGPS
Product: alkylglycerone phosphate synthase
Exons: 20
Coding region: 110-2164 (684 amino acids)
Biological process (GO): lipid biosynthetic process
Molecular function (GO): alkylglycerone-phosphate synthase activity; FAD binding
Source: RefSeq, a predicted model, not a curated record
ACUGCAGAGGCGGGCUGGCAGGGUGGGCGGGAGCGGAGGAUGUACAGCUCCAGGCGCUUGGCGCCGGCCGCCCAGUCGCCGCGGUGGCUGCCGGGAUACGCCGCAGCGAAUGGUCGCGCCGAGCGCCGCUCUGAGUGACCUUUCACCCGCGCCCAGCGGUCCCAGACGGCGGCACAAGGCGGAAGCCAUGGCGGAGGCGGCGGCUGCAGCCGGCGAGACGGGCGCGAGCUCAGGCUCAGGCUCAGGCUCCACAGGGGACCUUGAUCGGGACCCGGACCGGGACCGUGCGGGGCGGAGGCUGCGUGUUCUGUCGGGCCAUCUGCUGGGCCGGCCCCAGGAGGGUCUGAGUACCAAUGAGUGCAAAGCGCGGAGAGCCGCGUCUCCAGCCACGGCGGCGCCCACGGCCACUCCCGCCGCGCAGGAGUCGGGCACCAUCCCCAAGAAGCGGCAAGAAAUUUUGAAAUGGAAUGGAUGGGGAUAUAAUGAUUCCAAGCUCGUCCUCAAUAAGAAAGGUCAUGUUGAGUUGACUGGGAAAAGGUACCUUCUUAGUGGCAUGGCUUUACCAAGUUUUAGAGAAUGGGUCCAGAAUACCCUUGGAGUAAAUGUGGAGCAUAAAACUACCUCUAAAGCAUCCUUAAAUCCUAGUGAUACACCUCCUUCUAUUGUAAAUGAAGAUUUUCUUCGUGAGCUUAAAGAAACUACUAUUUCAUAUUCACAAGAAGCAGAUGAUCGAGUAUUUAGAGCUCAUGGUCAUUGUCUUCAUGAGAUAUUUUUGCUCAGGGAAGGAAUUUUUCAUCGCAUUCCUGAUAUAGUUAUAUGGCCAACAUGUCAUGAUGAUGUAGUUAAGAUUGUGAAUCUAGCUUGCAAAUAUAACCUUUGUAUCAUACCAAUUGGGGGAGGAACAAGUGUCUCCUAUGGCCUGAUGUGUCCUGCAGAUGAAACAAGAACGAUCAUUUCUUUGGACACUUCACAAAUGAAUCGAAUCCUCUGGGUUGAUGAGCACAAUCUGACAGCUCAUGUAGAGGCUGGCAUAACAGGACAAGAGUUGGAAAGACAGCUUAAAGAAAGUGGUUAUUGUACAGGUCAUGAACCAGAUUCCAUGGAAUUCAGCACUGUGGGAGGAUGGGUGUCUACUCGGGCAUCAGGCAUGAAGAAGAAUAUCUAUGGCAAUAUUGAAGACCUGGUGGUUCAUAUAAAAAUGGUAACACCUAGAGGUAUAAUAGAAAAAAGCUGUCAAGGACCUCGUAUGUCAACAGGCCCUGAUAUCCAUCACUUCAUCAUGGGAUCUGAAGGAACUCUUGGUGUGAUAACAGAAGCUACAAUAAAAAUCAGACCACUCCCUGAAUAUCAAAAGUUUGGCUCAGUAGCUUUCCCUAAUUUUGAACAAGGAGUAGCCUGUUUAAGGGAAAUUGCAAAACAGAGAUGUGCUCCUGCAUCUAUUCGCCUCAUGGAUAACCAGCAGUUUCAGUUUGGUCAUGCUCUUAAACCUCAGGUUUCCUCUAUUUUUACAUCAUUUUUGGAUGGAUUAAAAAAGUUUUAUAUUACAAAGUUUAAAGGAUUUGAUCCAAGUCAGAUCAGUGUCGCUACAUUACUGUUUGAGGGGGACCGUGAGAAGGUUCUUCAGCAUGAAAAACAAGUGUAUGACAUUGCUGCAAAAUUUGGUGGAUUGGCAGCUGGAGAAGAUAAUGGACAAAGAGGUUAUUUGCUGACCUAUGUCAUUGCAUACAUUCGAGACUUCGGUUUAGAAUACUAUAUAUUAGGAGAAUCUUUUGAGACUUCCGCUCCUUGGGACAGGGUUGUAGAUCUCUGUAGAAAUGUAAAAGAAAGAAUAAUAAGGGAAUGCAAAGAGAAGGGUGUUCAGUUUGCUCCUCUUUCUACAUGCAGGGUGACUCAGACUUACGACGCUGGUGCAUGUAUCUAUUUCUACUUUGCCUUUAACUACAGGGGAAUAAGUGACCCACUGACUGUGUUUGAACAGACCGAGGCAGCUGCUAGAGAAGAAAUCCUCGAUAACGGAGGGAGCCUGUCACAUCACCAUGGAGUGGGCAAGUUACGGAAGCAAUGGCUAAAGGAAAGUAUCUCUGAUGUCGGCUUUGGGAUGCUGAAGUCUGUCAAGGAAUAUGUGGACCCCAAUAAUAUCUUUGGAAACAGGAACCUUUUAUAAAUCCAGUACUGUUGUUAUGAAAAAAGUCACUUUUUUUUUAAGUCUUCAACUAUUGUUAUGCCAGUAAUCAUAUAUAUCAUGGACUAUAUCUCAGCUGCAUUUGUUUGUUGGUUUAACAUGUUUGUUUCAUUCUGUAGUUUGUUUUGUUUCUGCAUUUAUGGAUGGACAGAUGGUAUUCCAAAGUCUCUCUCAUUUCACUGUCAUUUCAAAUUUCAGGCAGCAUAAGUCUGCCAGUUGUUACUGUGGAGGAAGAUGCUGCCAGCUGUUUUGUAUUGACGUUUCCUCUUGGGAACAAAGGUGGAUUUUGGUGUCACCUAUUGCUUAUCCAGACUCUUUUUAAAAACAUCUCCGAGAAGCAGAUAUUUUGGGGAGGAUUCCACUGAGGAGCGAUACACGUGGGGUUCAGGGCGCAUUCCAGUGUGAAUCGGCCACUAAGGGAGGGGACUCAUGAAACAGUAUUGGCCGCCUGUUACUUAGGAUGUUUUCAGUUCUGUAAGGUGCUUGGCCUACCCUUUUUUUUAUUUUUUGAAAUUAGUGUACAGUUGUAAAACUUGGAAUCAUCAAUAUACAAAAUAAUUCUGUUUGGGGACACAUUUUUGUUCUCCAUGUUUCUGUUUCUGCUGAAGUCUGAGUUGUAUUUGUAUCACUGAGAUAACCUAUUGUUAUAUUCUAUUUCAUUCAUAAUAGGUUUUAUAAGAAGCUGAUUUAUAUUACUCAGUGUUUGUGAAGAACAGGUUUACCAUGAAAUGAAUGCCUUUAUUCAGCUCAGACCCCUAGUGUGCAUGGUUGCACACGUGUCGCUGAGACGCAGGAGCUGCAACAGGCGGGAAGGAAGACUGCUCACACUUGGUGUCUGCAGCCGGAAGCUUGUUUGGCGAGAGAAACACAGUCACCUCUCAGCUAUUGAAUUUGAAAGCUUCAGCAAUUUCGACGAUAAAAAUUAAAAUCUUUUUAAAAAAAUUAACCCAAACAACAUGAUAAAUUUUCAUAUAAAAGUAAAGUUUCAGUUUAGUUUUUAAUAAUGGCUUAACACCUCUUUUGAAUUACUGGUUGGUUUAACCUAAACUUUAAAAAACCUGUAAUGUAUUAAUAUACAUAGCAUAAUCAAAAGUUUGAAAUAUCAUAUUUCUUAAAUAAUGAGAACAUUAGUCACAUUUAGCAUACAUUUUUACAUUCAAAUCUGGAUGCUAAAAUAAGUGAAAGGGUUACUUUGAAUCACUGUCAAGGCUUAUGACUCACAUUUUGAGAUGGAUUCUUUUUUUAAUGCAAUACCUAACUUUUGAUAAUUUUUUUAAAUUAAUAUUUGAUCAGUAGGUUACAAUGCAGAUGAUCCUAUAAAAGGACACACUGUCUGUCUAUGUAGCAGCAGCUCCAGAGUAUUUUGGGGCAGUUUGAUACCUUUUAUAUGUGAAGAUAGCCUUAACCAGAGAAGUAAAAAUUUAAAGUUGACAAAAUGGUAUUUUUAAGACUUCAAAAUGAUAAAUGAUUUUAAUUAAUAAAAUUGGCCUCAGACUAAUAAACAAAUCUGUAAACAAAUCAAAAUUAAAUAUUAGUUUAACAACAAAAACUAAAUAUUGAUUUAUUAGAAGCUGCCUCUCCACAUUGGUGAUUUAUUUUUAAUUACAAAAUUUCCAGCAGAUCUGUGCUUAAAGACCUUGAUAUUUGAAAUAGGUGGAUACUUGAUGAGGAAAUUAUACUUGCCUCUAUAAUGAUAAAAAUCUCAGCUUUAUAAAAUGCAUCUAUUCAUGAAAGUGAUUUCUCUAAUUGGUGAUCAAAAUGUAAAAUUUUAAUAUGGUACUAAUAUCUCACUGGAGUGUAUACAUGUUUCUGAGUAAUUUUUUAAAAAUAAAACUUACAGAUUCAUAAGCAGA